Trichoplax adhaerens is the source of this 555-nucleotide messenger RNA. RefSeq lists its product as uncharacterized. Bases 1 to 555 code for a protein of 184 amino acids. Lineage: Eukaryota; Metazoa; Placozoa; Uniplacotomia; Trichoplacea; Trichoplacidae. The record is from RefSeq and is a predicted model, not a curated record. The transcript is spliced from 2 exons.
AUGAAAUUAGAGAAAAAUUUUCGAUCUCCUUUCAAUAAUCAAAGAGAUUUUCUCUUAAGUCAUUUACUCCCUUAUGAUCCUAAUAAUAAUAAAGCCAAAAAAUUGGAUAAUGGUCUCCGUGAAUAUCUACUACUAAUAAUCGCUGCAGAACAAGCUUUAGAAAUCGUAGCGAAGAAAGAUAUCAACAGAUAUCAGAAUGUACCCCUCAUUUCCUUAAAAAAGGAAACCCCAGCCAUUGUUCUAAUAGGGAGUACAGCUAGAGAUUUUAACAAUCUUCCGUCAGUUCAUGACUGGAAAAAGGAACUCAUCGCAUCAGGUCCUAUUGAUAUAUUUCUAGCUUGUGCAGCGACACAUAAACAGUAUCCCAAUGAAAUGGCAGGAGAAGAAAUUUAUAAAGACCAAAUUCAGAACAAAGAAUUCCAAUUUUAUCGAAAAAAAGCCUUUGAAUGGGGAUGCUGCCUACAAAAUGCCUCCAGAUUUUUCUGGUCUCAUGUAUACUGUGAUAGUAUCGAGAACAUUUCUUUAUCAAGCUUCGAAACUGCAGACAACUCUUGA